Lytechinus variegatus (green sea urchin) is the source of this 7882-nucleotide messenger RNA. RefSeq names its product pregnancy zone protein-like. Lineage: Eukaryota; Metazoa; Echinodermata; Echinoidea; Temnopleuroida; Toxopneustidae. Bases 202 to 7701 code for a protein of 2499 amino acids. The transcript has 36 exons. The record is from RefSeq and is a predicted model, not a curated record. Gene Ontology annotation, molecular function: calcium ion binding; endopeptidase inhibitor activity. Gene Ontology annotation, cellular component: extracellular region.
AGUCACCCUCAUUCGUGAAGCCUUUGAUUGGAGCUAAAGGUUUAUACUAAAUACCUUGGCUCAACCAAAGUGAUUGGCAUCAUUGAGAAGAAAGUGGGAGCGGUAGCAUAUAGCCUCUCUCGGUUCAGUGUGCUGCCUCUAGACCUGGAACGGGUCGCCUAAUUUCGAGUUAGUCGAGGACUGGUAAUUCAAGGCGGCAAGAUGAGAGGGAUUUUGUCGUUGACGCUUCUGAGCUGCCUUUUGGCAGGAAGCCUUUCACAAGAAGAUCCAUGUGAUGUCAAGUUUCUUGUCACGGCCCCCAAGAUCAUGCUUGCCGGGACCACGGAGAAGAUCUGCGUGGAUCUACCCAGCGGCUCUGAGAUUGAACUUGCUGUCACGCUCGAGGAAGACAACUACUCUUGGCUUCGGGUAGACAAUGACAUUCUGGCUGAAGUGAUUUACCAAAUGAAUUCAGAGCGGGAGUGCUUUGAAUUUGAGGUGCCUAUGGUCAGAGAAAAUAGGCAACGAUGCAAGCUAAUCGUGGACGUCAGAAGCAUGCCGGACUCCGAAGAAUCAUGCAACCGCUCCAAGUCUGUGAUGGUCACCAAUGAUAAUUUACAAACCCUUAUUCAAACUGACAAGCCCAUCUACAAGCCUGGUCAACCAGUCAAAUUCAGGAUGAUGUCUGUAGAUAAGGAUUUUAAGCCAUCCACGGCAACAGUGCCAUUGAUCUACAUAGAAACCCCGAAUGACAUUAGGCUGGCCCAGUGGGUUGAUGUUGAACCCAAUAGGGGUUUGGUUGACCUGGACUUCCCGAUGACCUCUGAACCCCUGCUCGGAGAUUGGACAAUUAAGGUGGAGUUUGAAGAUCGGAAGGCAGAGAGAACCUUCAGAGUCGAGGAGUACGUGCUCCCCAAAUUUGAGAUCACAGUUGAAUCGAAGCCUUCUUACAUCUUGCUCACUGACACCUCCAUUGAUGUCAAAAUCUGUGCCCGAUACACUUAUGGCCAACCAGUGCGAGGAAACAUGAUGAUAAAAGCCGAGGUCUCCAGCUAUCGCAACAGCAGACCAAUCUCCCUUUACGAGGAGGAGACUGGCAGUGAUGGCUGUACCACUCUUGCUGUAGACCUGACUGUAUUUGAGUUGAGAUCAUACAGACACUCCACAUGGAACGCCAAGCUCAAAAUCAAAGUCGAUGUAACAGAUGCUGUCACAGGUGAAUCUUUGAGUCACACUGCUGAUGUUGCUAAAGUGAGUAAUGAUGCAUUAUCGAUCCGUGUGAACACGCCCUCGACAUUCAAACCUGGAGUACCCUUCUACGGCACUGUUAAUGUGAACUACCCUGAUGGGACGCCGGCUGGAGACAAAUUCAUCAUGCUCAGCGCAAAAGCUCAAGAGACCGGAAACUAUCGCUACAAACCCAUCUUUUCUGAGAAUUUUACCAGCCCUGCCAGUGGAGUCAUCGAAUUCACCAUCCCGGAUAUCGACAUCAAAACCACAAGCUUGUCAAUCAAUGCCGAGGCACCCGGCUACAGUGACCGAGACAGCGCCAACAAUACCCAGUACUUAAUCUACAACCCUUACGAUAUCGCGAGCCUCAGUGCACAGUACUCGCCGAGCGGCAGCUUCAUCCAGAUCGAGCCAAUCAGAGAGAAGCUCGUUCCAGGAUCAACGCAGAACCUGAACAUUUUCUUCACAACCGACACGGCCGAGGCAGAGGACUUGCCAUUUCAGUUUGUGUUCAUGUCGCUUGGUGACCUACUAGAUGUCCCUGUCUCAGAAGCAUUAUCAAGGAGGAGGAGACAAGUGAAUGGGGAUGGGGAAGGAAACGCUAAUGAGUGUGAAGGUGAUCUGGUAUUCAACAGCUGCUCUUCCGCCUGUCCGCUAAUCUGUGGUCAGAACGUUAGCGAGAUCUGUACCCUUCAGUGCGUCAUUGGAUGCGCGUGUCCAAACGGACUCUACCGAGAUUCGGUCAAUGGCACCUCCUGUAUGGCACUUGAGAACUGCACAACAGAGGAUGUAAUUGCCGACUUAGAAGAACUAUCACCGUUAAUAUGGAUAAGCGACUUCCCCGACCCCGAACCUGUCAACAUCACGGAGCCAGGUCAGCUACACAAUAUCCAGAGGUCAUUUGAGGUCACGGCAGACAUGAGUCCUAUUACAAGCCUGUUGGUAUACUACAUUCGUGAUGACGGGGAGGUCGUGGCAGAUAGCAUCACGUUCACUGUUGAAGAAACGUUUGCCAAUGAGGUUACGCUGGAUUUUGGUGAGUCUGAAGUGAAACCCAAUGAUGAAACAACCCUUGAUGUGACGGCGGACCCAGACUCGCUCUGUGGUGUUGGUGUGGUCGAUAAGAGUGUUUAUGUUCUUGGUGGAGACAAUUCGAUGACAAAGGAUUCGCUGUUUGAUUCUAUCAGGAGAUAUCAGCUUGGCCGGUAUGGAGGCGUCUAUGACUAUGGUUCCAGGUGUCCUAACUAUUACAGGAGGAGGAGGAGAAGGUCCAGCGUGCCUUGGUAUGGUGGUGGAUCAGAUUUUGAUGACGCCUCUGCCGCUUUCAAGAACAUUGGUCUUGUUUAUCUCACCAAUCUUGAUAUUGAGACUAAACCAUGCGUUCGAUAUUAUGGCCCAGUAUUUUAUACCGUACCUAGUGCCCGCGAUCGAGCUAUUCCCGUUGCUGUUCAGGAUAACGUUGUGGAGGAAGGUGCGACGAUUCAAAAAGUAGAAUCAGGAGUCGAGAUAAGGAGUUAUUUCCCUGAAACGUUUCUUUGGGACUUAGUUACCACUGACGAGUCGGGAUCCGCUUCUAUCGACAUCCAAGCACCACACACCAUCACCGACUGGGUCGCCAACGCUUUCUGCCUCUCCCCGGAAAACGGUUUGGGGGUUGCCCCGGCAACCUCUCUGAUAACGUUCCAGCCGUUCUUCCUCUCUUUCUCCCUACCUUACUCCGUGAUCAGAGGAGAGAACGUCCCUGUCAAAAUCAGUGUCUUCAACUAUUUAGACGCCUGUUUAGUAGUGAGGGUUACUCUGGCAGCUAGUGAAAGCUUCACAUUGGUAUCAGAGUCCGAUUCUCAGGAUGUUUGCGUGUGCGGAGGACAAGCCGAUUCGGUCGAGUUCCGCAUCGUUCCAUUAGCUGUCGGCCAAAUUCCUCUUCAAGUGAAUGGUGUAUCUGUGGUUGACUCCUACACCCUGUGUGGGAAUGAAAUCGUCAGUGAAGUAGCAGGAGCCGAGGACACCGUCAGGAGAGAAUUAUUUGUCAAGGCUGAAGGAGUACCAGAAGACUAUUCUUGGAGUUCGUACUUCUGUUUGGCUGAUUAUCCAUUCAACACGUACACGCAACGUGUAUCGGUGCCUACAUAUCUUUUAAAUCAAACUGGAGCCAUUCAUGUAGUCCCAGACUCUGUUUCAGGCAAAGUUAUUGUCACUGGCGAUAUGCUUGGCCCAAGCCUGGAGAAUCUCGAGCACCUGAUCCGCCUUCCAACAGGUUGCGGAGAGCAGAACAUGCUUGGCUUUGUACCCAACAUCGUGGCCCUGGAGUACCUGACAGCCACCAACCAGCUCACGGAUAAGAACAGGGACAAAGAGGAAACGCUCAAACGCAACAUGAGGGUCGGUUACCAACGGGAACUCAACUAUCGCCAUAGAGACGGCUCGUUCUCCGCAUUUGGAGAAAGUGAUGAAUCUGGUAAUACCUGGUUGACUGCCUUUGUUGUGAGAUCUCUAGCUCAGGCUAGUAAGUUUAUCUAUGUGGACAAGGCCGAUAUGAAUGUUAGCAUGGCAUGGUUGAAGAAUCUGCAGGAUCCAGAGACCGGCUGCAUCCGAUCCGUCGGUCACCUCGGCUACAAGGCUAUGAUGGGCGGUGUGAGCAGUGAAUCCAUGUUGACUGCUUACGUCAUCGUGACGUACCUCGAGGCCGGCCUACCUGCUGAUGAUGAAGGUGUAGUGAAAGGCUUAGAGUGUGUGCUAGCAGACCUGGACUCUGUGGAGGAUACAUAUGCCCUGGCUCAGAUAGCGUAUGCUUUGGCUCUGGCAGAAACGAGCUCGGAAACUGACAGCAACCUCAGUUCAAAACUCGAUCAGGUCCUGACCAAACUCAAUGAAAGUGCUGUAUCUGAAGGUGACUUACUCUACUGGAAUAGCAACCGCCAGGCAUCUCAGUCCUCGUACCGCACGGCUUCCACCAGUUCUAUCAACAUCGAGAUCAACUCCUACAUGAUCCUGACCCAGUUCUUGCGUAACACGCCAGAUGUUGCGCGCCAGAAGACAUCGCUCACUGUCCGUUGGCUGAUCAAGUAUCGGGGUGCACAGGGAGGCUAUGGCUCGACACAGGACACCGUGAUGGGUCUGACUGCCCUUGGUAAGUUUGCAGCCAACACCGACCCGGAGGUAUCUUUAUACGUAGAUGCUAAGCUUGUACGUCCCUCGGGCAGGAUCACCAGUAGACGAUUCUUUGUCAACGACGUCAACAGAAGGCAACAGAGUGAAUAUCACUUUGAUGGGAUGUUGAGAUUUGUGAACAUCAGGGCCAGAGAGUCAGGAUGUGCUUUGAUCCAGAUUGCCAUGAACUAUAACGUGAUGCCAUCUGAGAAAUUACCAUCGUUUGCACUGAAGAAUGCCGUUGAACCCCUGAGAAGCAAGAAAGGAGUCUGCAGUGACUACAGGAUCACUAUCAGUGUCAGUUAUAACAAUGAUGCUCCGGACGAGGAAUCUAACAUGGCGCUGGUUACCGUGGUACCGCCGUCUGGAUUUUACCCAAUCAAGUCUUCGUUGGAAUCACUGGCAGACAGAAACCCUGCCAUAAAGAGGCAUGAAAUAGAUGGGGAAAAGAUCAACUUUUAUUUUGACAGUCUCGAUGAAGAAGUGCAGGUCUUCAGCUUUGACGUGACCAAAGAAUUUGAUGUGGAAGAUGUGAAGCCGGGUUAUAUCAGUGCCACAGAUUACUAUGAACAGAGUUUGACAAAAUCGGUUGAACUUGAAAUAGAAUGUGACCCAGAAGCAGAACCAAUUGAUGAUGAACUCGUUGUUAUUCUACCUCCGGUAGAAGAGGAGAGCAUUUUGAUAGAAAUAGUCCCACCACCACCUCCUCCACCUCAGGUAGUGGUAGACCAAGCCCAAUCAGAAGGAGAAGGUGAUGGAUUAGGAGGAGAGGGGGAAGGAGAAGGGGAAGUUACAGAUACAGGAGAUCCUGGUCAAAGUCCUGAAUCUCAGGAAGGAACACCCUUCCCAGGAUUUGGUUUCCAAGGUAGUGCGAAGGACGAUGAGCAGAAUGUCAGCAAACCUGCGGAAGCAGUCGAGGACAAGGACACCGCUGGGCAGGACAAGCAGGAUCCAGAAUCCAAGGACACCGAGGCACAAGGAGCUGAUGAAGGAGAGAAGGAAGGGGAUACCACACCUGAAGGAGAUGCAGAUAAACCAGCCAAGGCUACAGAUGAAACUCCUGCAGAGCUCAAGACCGAUGCAGUUGUUGAUAAACCUAAGAAUGAAACUGAUCCGUCAGUAGUUGACGAAGGUCCAAUGGCCACUGACGAAAUGGUGACGGAGAUUAUCUAUGUUGAAGAAAUUGAAGGCAUUGAAGCUGUUAAUGGCACAGAAGCCACUCCAGCCUUUAAUGCCACAGAAAGCAUUCCGGCUGUUAAUGCCACAGAAGCCGCUCCGGCCAUUAAUGCCACAGAAAGCAUUCCAGCUGUAAAUGCCACAGAAGGCGCUCCAGCCGUUAAUGCCACAGAAGCCGCUCCGGCCGUUAAUGCCACAGAAGCCGCUCCGGCUGUUAAUGCCACAGAAGCCGCUCCAGCUGUUAAUGCCACAGAAGCCGCUCCAGCCGUUAAUGCCACAGAAGCCGCUCCGGCCGUUAAUGCCACAGAAGCCGCUCCGGCCGUUAAUGCCACAGAAGCCGCUCCAGCUGUUAAUGCCACAGAAGCCGCUCCAGCCGUUAAUGCCACAGAAGCCGCUCCGGCCGUUAAUGCCACAGAAGCCGCUCCGGCCAUUAAUGCCACAGAAGCCGCUCCGGCCGUUAAUGCCACAGAAGCCGCUCCGGCCGUUAAUGCCACAGAAGCCGCUCCGGCCGUUAAUGCCACAGAAGCCGCUCCGGCCGUUAAUGCCACAGAAGCCGCUCCGGCCGUUAAUGCCACAGAAGCCGCUCCGGCCGUUAAUGCCACAGAAGCCGCUCCGGCCGUUAAUGCCACAGAAGCCGCUCCGGCCCUUAAUGCCACAGAAGCCGCUCCAGCUGUUAAUGCCACAGAAGCCGCUCCGGCCGUUAAUGCCACAGAAGCCGCUCCAGCCCUUAAUGCCACAGAAGCCGCUCCAGCCGUUAAUGCCACAGAAGCCGCUCCGGCCGUUAAUGCCACAGAAGCCGCUCCGGCCCUUAAUGCCACAGAAGCCGCUCCAGCCGUUAAUGCCACAGAAGCCGCUCCGGCGGUUAAUGCCACAGAAGCCGCUCCAGCCCUUAUUGCCACAGAAGCCGCUCCAGCGGUUAAUGCCACAGAAGCCGCUCCGGCCGUUAAUGCCACAGAAGCCGCUCCGGCCGUUAAUGCCACAGAAGCCGCUCCGGCCGUUAAUGCCACAGAAGCCGCUCCGGCCGUUAAUGCCACAGAAGCCGCUCCAGCCCUUAAUGCCACAGAAGCCGCUCCGGCCGUUAAUGCCACAGAAGCCGCUCCGGCCGUUAAUGCCACAGAAGCCGCUCCGGCCGUUAAUGCCACAGAAGCCGCUCCAGCCCUUAAUGCCACAGAAGCCGCUCCGGCCGUUAAUGCCACAGAAGCCGCUCCGGCCGUUAAUGCCACAGAAGCCGCUCCAGCCCUUAAUGCCACAGAAGCCGCUCCGGCCGUUAAUGCCACAGAAGCCGCUCCGGCCGUUAAUGCCACAGAAGCCGCUCCGGCCGUUAAUGCCACAGAAGCCGCUCCGGCCGUUAAUGCCACAGAAGCCGCUCCGGCCGUGAAUGCCACAGAAGCUGCUCCGGCCGUUAAUGCCACAGAAGGCAUGAUAGAAGCCCCACAAGGGAUUGCUGACAAAGGCAAAGAGGGGGGAACAGUUGUUGCAGGCACGGAAGAAAUGGCAGUAGUGACAGAGGUUGUGACAGUUGCUGAAGGCACAGGGGGAAUGGCAGAAGGAACAGAGGUUGUGACAGUUUUAAACAGCACAGAGGAAUCAGAGGCAACUGAGAAUGCCACAGCAGAAGAACCCAAGGAAGUGGUCGCAGGAACAACAGAAGAGGCAACUCAAACACCAUCCACGCCGCCACCUCCAACUGACUUCGAUGAAUGCACUGUUGAGGACAUCUGCCCAGCAGGCUCAGAAUGUUUCAACUUCCCCGGCACUUAUGAAUGUCGAUGUAUGGAAGGCUACACAGAAGACGAGGAUGGAAGCUGCCAUGAUUGCCCUAGAUGUGAAGAAGUCUCAAUCCCAGAAGAUGGAAUGGACAGAUUCUGUAGCUCAAACUUUGUAUACAUUGUGAAGAGGAGAGCGAAUGAUGUUCGAUUGCUUCGAGAAAAACGCUACACUGAUGUGCUGGUCGCCGGUAGAGUCGCCCGUGACUAUGAAUUUCCUGAUAGCUCUUGCGGCGGCCGAUGUGAUAUGUUUGAAGAUAUGUCAGCCACCCGGAAGCGUUUUAUCAUCAUGAUGAAUGCUACCGAUGGCGAGCCUCUCAGCCUGGAUCGCAGAGUCACCUUCCUUCCAUUCAAUCCCGCCGUCAUCAACGCUUUGGAUGACUGGAGGAGUGAAUGUCCAUAGAGGGCCUCCUUCAUUAACCCACCCCCCCCCCCCUUGAAAUUGAGAAGAAAAAAAGCAAAACGAUGUUUGAUCAAAAUCUGAAUUCAACUUGAUGUUAGUGAGGAAGAUUCACCAUUCACAGUAAAGUGUCACCUUUGCCUCAUUUUCAUCCAGAAUAAUAAAAAUUUCCAACAACAUCUGA